CCGGGGGCAUCUGAGUGUACGCUUUUUUAUACUGUGAUAUAGAGAGAGGGCCUAGGGUUCGUAUCAGUACACAGUUCUAGACUUCUACUCCUCCCCUCCAUUGAAAAAGCAAGCGCCGAGCGGGAGAGCAUCUUCAAUCUCAUUCUCAAUUCGGCGGUGCGGAAAAGGGCAACCUCAUCCCCCCAACUUCCCAGAAGUCGCUUCAUUAGUGUCUGUACUUGUUAACCGAACUCUCCAAUGGGGGAUGGUGAGGGUGAUUUUCAACCUUCAAAAAAGAGAGCAGCUGGAAGAGAAAUAUCUAAAGAUAACCCUGGUCUUGAUGACGACGAGGAUAUAUCUGAAGCAGAAAUGGGAACCUUCAAAAGGGCAAGUGAUGAAGUUCUGGCAGGACGAAGAAUUGUUAAAGUUCGUCGAAAUCAGCCAUCAUCAGCCCAAUCAGCUGCGCCUAAUCCAUUUGCAGGAAUACGGUUGGUUGCGCCAACAGUACCUGCUGCUACUGCAGCUCCAGCCACUGCUGAAGCUAACAGUUGCAAGGAUGCUGUGGAAGGUGAGGGGAAAACUGCUGGAAGCACUGAAUUAAAUGAUGAUGAGAAGAAGGAUAAGUCAGAAAGCGACACUGGGGAACCAAAUAUAGAAUCUUCCGCUGAUAAGGAGAAGAAUGACGGUGAAGAUGGGCCGAAGGAACAUGAAUCCACCGAUGAAAAGGCUGAAGUUGUAACAAAUAAGGAUGUGGAAGCAGAAAAGAUCAAGAAGGAUGCUGAAAGUGAGAAAGAAGAGGAUGAAAAUAAACCGAAGGACCGCAAUGGGGACGCAGAGAAGAGUGGAGAUGCAGAGAAGAGUGGAGACAUGGAGAAAAGUGGAGAUGCUGCACCCUUCAGCUCCUUCCAUCAGCUUUCAAGCAGUCAAAAUGCUUUUACUGGCCUCGCGGGAACUGGGUUUUCUGGCUCUUCAUUCUCCUUCGGGUCAAUUGCAAAGGAAGGUUCUUCACUGGGUUCUGGUUCUCUUUUUGGUUUGAAAAGCGACCAGCCUUCUUUUGGGUUUGGCCUUUCAAGCAAUGGAAGCUCCUCUCUCUUUGCAACCUCCGAUGCUUCGACAAUUGCAAAGAGCGAAGGGAGUGGAUUUCCUUCCAAGCAGGAGGUUCAGGUGGAGACAGGGGAAGAGAAUGAGAAGGCCGUCUUUGUAGCUGAUUCUGUUCUAUUCGAGUAUCUGGAUGGAGCAUGGAAGGAGAGGGGAAAGGGGGAGCUCAAAGUAAAUGUUCCUACAACAGGAACAACGAAAGCUAGGCUCGUAAUGAGGACCAAAGGGAACUUUCGGUUGAUAUUAAAUGCUAGUCUUUACCCGGACAUGAAACUGACAAAUAUGGACAAGAAGGGUAUAACCUUUGCCUGUGUGAAUAGUGUGAAUGAAGGAAAAGAUGGCCUUUCUACAUUUGCUUUGAAGUUCAAGGAUGCUUCGAUAGUUGAAGAGUUCAAAUCCAGUGUCAUGGAGCAUAAAGGGAAAACCCCUGUUGCCCUGAAGACACCAGAAAAUUCUCCCAAGGCUUCCGAUGAGUAGAUGAUGCUGAUGUGUGAAGUUUGCAUCUAAUGUCCUGUCUCCAGAAGCUUCGUGUCAUCCUUUUUGUUUACUUUUUUUUUUUUUUUUUUUUCUUUUUCCUUUUUUUCUUUAGAAACCUAGGGAGCAAAAAGACUGAAGGUGAGAUGAGGGUAUAUCUAUUUAGAGAGGUUGUCUUCUGUAAGGCGUUCAAUGUGGUGGAGGAGAUGAUUCAUAAGAAUUUUUUUGUUGUCUCUGGAAGCUUUCGGAGCUCCCUCUUUCUAUUUGGUUGUGCCUGACCUGUGAUACAAUAUAUGGAUCUGAGAUUUAAUCAUAGAUUAUAUUAUUAUGUCGUUAACCGUGCGUUAUGGCCC
Messenger RNA from Oldenlandia corymbosa var. corymbosa, 1904 nucleotides. The record is from the annotation of a GenBank genome assembly. NCBI's taxonomy places the organism in Eukaryota, Viridiplantae, Streptophyta, Magnoliopsida, Gentianales, Rubiaceae.